Molecule: messenger RNA, 2047 nt
Organism: Xenopus tropicalis (tropical clawed frog)
Lineage: Eukaryota; Metazoa; Chordata; Amphibia; Anura; Pipidae
Gene: zmym2
Product: zinc finger MYM-type containing 2
Molecular function (GO): zinc ion binding
Source: RefSeq, marked validated
CUACUGUGAGUUGUAAUUUUAAGAACCGUGUAUUUAAAAGGUAAAGGUGUGCAUGCAGUCUAUUGUGUCUUUGCCAAGAUGGCAGCAUCUUCCAACGGCUGGGGAAGCCUUUAACAUUAUGUAAUAAAGGGUUUGUAAUGGAUAGUGGUACAGUAAACGAUUGGAACAUAUAAAUAAGUUCUCCUUUUUUAUCUAUUAAAAUGGCUACUGGACUAAAAAAUGUUGGCACUGCUUUUGGAGGACCAACACCCUCCAAUACCUUCCAAAGCACUCCUGUUGAUGAUGAUGAUGAUGUUGUUUUCAUUGAACCCGUACAAAUUGCACAGAAUACUGCAGCAACUGAACAGAGAAAUGUUGGAUUUUCAUCAUCAAAAAAUGAAUUUCAUAGGAAUGACUCAAAAUCACAUUCUUCCAACAAGGAUUUGGAUUCUUUUAAGGGGGCAAUAAGUGAGACAAUCAUCAUUGAUGAUGAGGAAGAUGUAGUUCUCAGUCAUGUGCCUGAUAAGCAUACUUCUAGUUUUAGUGAGCGGAGACCUAUGGAUUCCAGCAGACCUGUCAGUUUGGAUUUCCCUUCUUCCUCCAGCUUCUCAAGAAACAAUGUUAAUACUGCAAUGACAAGUGCUGGUAUUACUACAGAGCCAGAUUCUGAGAUUCAGAUUGCUAAUGUAACUACUUUAGAUUCUGGCAUAAAUUCUGUGAAUGAUGGCCAGAUUCAGAAUGCUGAGGUGCGAGAUAUGAAUCUUAUGAUAACCCAUGUGACAUCUCUGCAGAACCCUGGCUUAGGAGACCUGCCAAAUGGAAUGCAGUCAAGUAAUUUUGGGGUUCAUGUGCAGACGUAUCCCUCUCAAGGUUCACAAAACAAAACUGGCAUGGGACCAUAUAAUCCAGGUAGAAUUAAUGUCGGUGGGGAUGUAUUUCAAAAUGGAGAGUCAGCAUCACAUCACAAUCCUGAUUCCUGGAUAUCUCAGUCUGCUUCAUUUCCUAGGAACCAAAAGCAGACUGGAGUGGAUUCUCUUUCACCUGUAGCCUCACUUCCAAAACAGGUUUUUCAGCCUCCACAGCAACAGCAGCAGCAGCAGCAACAGCAGCAGCAGUCCCAACAGCAGCAGCCCUCAAAAGCUGUUAAAGUCACUUGUGCAAACUGCAAGAAGCCACUUCAGAAGGGACAGACAGCAUAUCAGAGGAAAGGAUCAACUCAUCUGUUUUGUUCAACAGUUUGCUUGUCAACAUUUUCACAUAAACCAGCCCCAAAGAAGCUCUGCACUAUGUGUAAGAAGGAUAUUACAACGAUGAAAGGGACAAUUGUUGCCCAGGUUGAUUCAAGUGAGUCCUUUCAGGAGUUCUGUAGUACAUAUUGUUUGUCGGUCUACGAGGACAAACAGAAUGCUUCCAAGAAUCAGAACAAAUCAAGAUGCACUAUUUGUGGCAAAUUAACAGAGAUUCGCCAUGAGGUUAGCUUUAAAAACAUGACACACAAGCUUUGUAGUGAUCACUGCUUCAACCGAUACAGGAUGGCGAAUGGCUUGGUCAUGAAUUGUUGUGAGCACUGCGGUGAAUACUUACCGAGCAAAGGAGCUGGAAAUAAUAUACUUAUGGUCGAUGGCCAAUGGAAGAGGUUUUGUAGCCAAGCCUGCCUCAGUGAUUUUAAGAUGAUAUCAGGAACAGGAUUUUACAUUGGGAAAGGAAGUAGAGUGCUCUGGAACAAAUGAUCCAAGUUGUCCUAUUAAUGAGCAAAGAAUCCAAAUAUUGUAAAUUGGAGUAGAGGGUAACAUACUUUCACAGCUUGGUCUUGAUAUUUAUGACAUUCAGCUCAGGAUGGUAAUUAUGUUUGACCAUUUCUGUGUGUAAAUAAUUUGAUAACUGUUAUCUGCAGAGUUCAUCUGGCAAUUUUUAUUACUGUAUGUUUUUUUUUUCUUGUGUAGCACAAAAUUCUAACAAUUUUCUUCAACAAUAAUAAUGUUUGCAUACAUUUAUUCUGUAGGCAAAAAAGUAGAAUUGUAACUUGUAUACUAAUGUCAUUAAAGUAUCAACAUUUUAUUAAAAAAAA